AUGACUACCAUGCACCUUGGGACCCUCAGCCCCACAGAGGACGAUAACAAGCUCAUCGACCUUAAGCAGGUGACUUUUCAAGUUACACCUGUCGAUACUGUAACUCCGUCGCUUACGCCGACCUCAUCACCUGAGGUAGAAACAAUGGCAGGCAAGAAGCUGUACUCACUGGAGAGGCCAGAUGACAAGGCAAAAGAGCUGGCUUCGAAGUUGACCCUAGAGGAACAGGUAUCGUUGCUUGCAGGUGCAGAUUUCUGGCGGACAGUGUCCAUGCCCGAGAAGGGCAUACCAUCGAUAAAGACGACAGACGGCCCUAAUGGUGCCCGAGGAGAGUUCUUCACUAAUGGCACACCCGCUGCUUUGUUCCCAUGUGGUAUUUCCAUGGCCUCGACAUGGAACCUAGAGAUGAUGGAAGAGAUGGGAAGGCACCUGGGAGAUGAGUGCAAGGCUCGCGGCGCAGAUGUUCUGCUUGCACCUACAAUCUGCAUGCACCGCUCCCCACUUGGUGGACGGAACUUCGAGUCCUAUUCCGAGGAUCCUUUUCUCACGGGGAAGCUUGCAGCUUCGUAUGUACGUGGCCUUCAAAGCAAGGGUAUCGCUGCGACUAUCAAACACUUUGUUGGUAACGAGCAGGAGACUGAACGCCAGGCUUAUGAUGCCAUCAUUGCAGAGAGACCACUCCGUGAGAUCUACCUCAAGCCAUUCGAGAUCGCCGUCCGCGAAGCAUCGCCGUGGGCACUCAUGAGCUCGUACAACAUGGUCAAUGGUGUACACGCCGAUGAAAGCGAACACACCAUCAAAGAAAUCUUGCGUGGGGAAUGGAGGUGGAACGGAGCAAUCAUCUCUGACUGGACGGGCACAUAUGCUACCGCACCUUCCAUAAAAGCUGGUGUUGAUGUCGAGAUGCCUGGUCCUUCCAAGUGGCGACAAUUCGAACAAGUCAAGGAGGCGCUUGAAAACGGUGAGCUGGAAGAAGAUGACAUUGAGAAGGCUGCUGCGAGAGUGCUUUACUUGGUGGACCGUACCAAAGGUCUGGGCAGUCAGACAGCAGAGGUCCCUGAACAAUCCAUCGACAACAUUGAGACACGGAACCUAAUCCUUCAAGCUGGUAUUGAAGGACUAACGUUGCUGAAGAACGAGAACAACGUACUACCGAUCAAGAACGCGAAGAAGGUUGCCCUCAUAGGACCAAACGUCAAGCGAUCGAUCGCAAACGGUGGGGGUAGCGCUGGCCUCAACCCUUACUAUCGAACAAGCCCGUGGGAUGGGAUGUGCAACCGAUUUGAUGGUGAGCUCACGUUCGCGCAAGGCUGUGAUAGCUCGAAGUGGCUGCCGCUCGCUACCCCAUACUGCACAGCUCCAGAAGGUCAGCAAGGUGUAAGGUUGGAAUACUACCGCGGAGACAGGUUUAAGGGCGAGCCAGCAGUAGUUCAGCACAAAGUCAGCACCGACCUGUGGCUCUGGGACUCAGCCCCCAUGGAAUUGUUGCCGGCAUUCUCGUUCAAGGUCAAAUCAAUCCUAACGCCUAAAUCAACCGGAAACCACAGCUUCAGCUUCGCCUCCGUGGGACCUGGGCGCAUGUACCUCGACGGACAGAUGUUCAUUGACAACUGGGAUUGGACAGAAGAGGGCGAAGCCAUGUUCUCCGCGUCCCAGGAUGUCCUCAAGUCUAUCCAUCUCACCGCCAACACUCCGGUCGAGAUCCUCAUUGAAUCUACCAGCGAAGUCCGCCCGGCUUCUAAAGUAUCAAUCAUCGGCCGCCGCCACGACUACGGGGGCUGCCGCAUCGGCUACCAGGAGGAGGACAAGAUUGACCGUCUCCAGGAGGCCGCAAAUACCGCGCGCGAUGCCGAUGUCGCCGUGCUCGUAGUUGGUCUUGAUGCAGAAUGGGAAUCCGAAGGCUAUGACCGGCAGACCAUGGACCUUCCCAAGGACGGUAGCCAAGAUCGCCUCAUCGAGGCAGUCAUUGCAGCAAACCCUCGCACCAUCGUCGUCAACCAAUCCGGAACACCGAUAUCGAUGCCCUGGUCGAGUAAAGCGCCCGCCAUCCUGCAAGCGUGGUAUCAAGGCCAGGAAGCUGGUAACGCGCUUGCAGAUGUCCUUCUCGGUAACGUAUCGCCGAGCGGGAAGCUGCCCACCACAUUUCCAGUGCGUAUAGAAGACAAUCCCGCGUUCCACAACUGGCCAGGCGAGAACCUGAAAACAGUGUAUGGCGAGGGCAUCUAUGUUGGAUACCGACAUUACGAGCGCUCCAAAAUCGCACCGCUCUUUCCCUUCGGCCACGGUCUGACAUACACUACCUUCUCCUACGGCGCGCCCACACUGUCAUCCAACGUGCUUACUGAAUCCACGAGUAUCUUGCUCAGUGUACCGAUCACAAACACAGGGUCCUUUGCAGCCCACGAAAUUGUUCAAGCUUAUGUGAGAGAUGUCCGAUCGAGCCUGCCGCGCCCGGAGAAGGAAUUGCAAGCAUUCGGCAAAGUGUUCCUGCAGCCUCGUGAGACCAAGAUGGUAGACAUGGAGCUGGACAAAUACUCUGUCGGAUACUUUGACACAAACCUGGGACAGACGGGUGCAUGGAUUGCUGAGGAGGGGUGGUUCGAGGUGCUGGUUGGCGCGAGUAGCGCUGAUAUCAGAUCAAAGGUUAGCUUUGAGGUGAAGGAAAGCUUCCAAUGGAUCUUCUAA
Messenger RNA from Ascochyta rabiei, 2685 nucleotides. RefSeq names its product Beta-glucosidase. Gene Ontology annotation, biological process: glucan catabolic process. Bases 1 to 2685 code for a protein of 894 amino acids. The transcript is spliced from 4 exons. The record is from RefSeq and is a predicted model, not a curated record. Gene Ontology annotation, molecular function: beta-glucosidase activity. NCBI's taxonomy places the organism in Eukaryota, Fungi, Ascomycota, Dothideomycetes, Pleosporales, Didymellaceae.